UCUAUUUGAAAGGCAAAAACGAUCAUAUCAUGAUGGCAUUUGAGCAUAAAUCAACACGCGGAUCCUUAUCCUUUCAUGUACCUUUGCAUCCGGAUAAGUAUAGGAUCCAAGGAUUGAAAGUAAGUUGCUUAUACAGAUUCUUAGGAUCCAAGGAUAAAGAUAAGUGGCCUUUUUUCAUUAGAAUAUGCAACAAAACCAAGGGUGUUACUUGGAUAUACAAUCCUUUGGUGUACCGCAUACCCAAAGUUGAUGAAGAUUCUAUGUGGAUAAGUUAUUGGCCAAUAGGAAACAUAUUGGACAUUGGUGAUAAAGUAAAAGUGUCUACCCAUGCGGAGAAAGGAAUAAUGGUAAGCAAAUGUGGUGCCAGCCUUGUGUAUAUGGGUGAUGGUGAAGUAGAACAUGAAGAAAACUUGGAAAAUAUGACGAUGAAAAUGAAAGAAGUGAUUGGAGGAGAUUUGUCUGACUUUGAGGUGAGCAGAGGAGUUUACUAUCUUUGUCGCCGUGAUUUUUUCAAGUCGACAACCCUUAGUAUGAUAAAGAGAUGGUUUGGUGAUAGCAUUCCCUAUAUAGAGCUACAAGGAUGGAGAAAAUCUAUCCAGUCAGAGUACUUGGACGCAUCAUUUAUGCAUCUGGAAUAUAUUGAGGAGCUUCAUGAAGACACCCUUCAUAAGGAAAUUUUGCUGGGAUUAUUUAAUAGCAAAAGUGACAUCUGCAAGAUAGAAAUGAUGGUAUCUAGGCUCGUGGGAGUUGAAGAUGUUCACUACUUUGUAGACAAAAAUAUGUUGUCUGUAUCGGGUUGUGUUGAUUCUAUGGCGGUGGAAACCUGCGUAAGGGAAUUCGAAAGGACGGUAAAGAUCAUAACCGUUAAUUACAAUGUAAAGCAUACUCGAAAGCGGUACCACAUGAACAAUAUUAUGUGGGGAACAAACUUCAUAACGCGUUAAAUGAAUGUAAUGAUAGCCUCUAAUCAGAUCGAUGAACAACAAUAACUGAAGUCUAAAUUGUAUAAACCAACAGUUGAUAAGGAAACGAGUUGUAUUAAUGAUUUCUGAACGGGCGAGUGUGAUUUGUAAAUGACCAUUGACACCUAUUUAUACAUAGCCGGAGGAUCCACAUGACGGUUCACAAAGAA
Molecule: messenger RNA, 1132 nt
Organism: Helianthus annuus (common sunflower)
Lineage: Eukaryota; Viridiplantae; Streptophyta; Magnoliopsida; Asterales; Asteraceae
Exons: 3
Coding region: 30-944 (304 amino acids)
Source: RefSeq, a predicted model, not a curated record